This is a messenger RNA of Diprion similis, 1812 nucleotides long. Its product is annotated as fatty acyl-CoA reductase wat-like. Gene Ontology annotation, molecular function: alcohol-forming very long-chain fatty acyl-CoA reductase (NADP+) activity. Bases 167 to 1789 code for a protein of 540 amino acids. The record is from RefSeq and is a predicted model, not a curated record. Lineage: Eukaryota; Metazoa; Arthropoda; Insecta; Hymenoptera; Diprionidae. Gene Ontology annotation, cellular component: peroxisome. The transcript has 9 exons. Gene Ontology annotation, biological process: long-chain fatty-acyl-CoA metabolic process.
CCGUAAAUUGCGGCGUCGAAAAUCAGAGAACCUUUGCUUAGACUAAAGACAUUUGCAAAUAAAUUAGAAGAAGUGCUGAAGAGUAUCCGUAAACACUUGUGAAAAUAUUUUCAACUCGCGUCGGCUUCCUGACUUGGCCGGGACUUCAAUUUUAGAGCGUUCGAUAAUGGUGGAAGUUUUGAUGGAAUCUGGUGGACAAGAAGUGGCGGUGGCCGAUAACUGCGGAUCGACGCCAAACACCCCGGCGGAUUUUCCGUCAAAGCCAGUCGAGAUGUCGGUCCCACCAACGAAAUUGACCACCCUUCAAGAGUUCUAUACAGGACAGAGUAUCUUCAUCACCGGAGGUACAGGCUUCCUGGGUAAACUGCUGAUCGAAAAACUGCUGCGAAGCUGCCCCGGAAUCGUUUCGAUCUACCUGCUCGUUCGCGCGAAGAAAGGAAAGGAUGUGCACCAAAGAGCCGAAGAAAUCUUUGACGAUCCGCUUUUUGACCGGCUCAAGGAAGAAGUGCCCAAAUUCCGUCACCAAAUUGUCCCCGUAGCGGGCGACUGCAGUGCUCCUGGACUCGGAUUGACACCAGUCGACAGAUCGACCAUCACCAGAGAAGUCUCUAUUGUAUUCCACGGAGCUGCCACGGUCAGGUUUGACGAAAAAUUGAAACUCGCCGUUGCCAUCAACGUCCAAGCGCCAAAAGACAUUCUGGAGCUUUGCAAGGAAAUGUCCAAGCUCAAGUCUAUCCUACACGUGUCGACGGCCUAUGCGAACUGCCCGCAGGACGAAAUAGACGAGAAAUUCUACGACCCCCCGAUAGAAUACAAGAAACUGCUUACGAUGGUUGACUGCGUAAAUGAGAAAUUCCUCGAUGAAAUCACACCAGAAUUGCUGGGGAAAUGGCCUAACACAUAUGCCUACACAAAAGCGAUUGCUGAGCACGUUAUCAGGGAAGAGGCUGGAGAUUUGCCCGUUGGAAUGUUCCGUCCAGCAAUUGUGAUUUCAACGUAUCGAGAGCCGAUCAGAGGAUGGAUAGACAACAUGUACGGUCCAACCGGAGUGGCAGCUGGAGCUGGAACAGGUUUGCUUCGAUCUCUGCACUGUAACGGAUCUAUCCAGGCGAAUGUAGUGCCCGGCGAUAUGACUGUUAACGCUAUGAUAGCCGCUGCCUGGGACGUGGCCGAAAUGAAGGGAAAAAAUAAAAACGGCUCGGAAAUUCCCAUCUACAAUUACUGCAGCCGGGACAACCCCAUCACCUGGGAUGAUUUGAAGGAAAUGUCUGAAAAGCACGGGAUCGCAUUUCCAUCGAUAAAGGCGAUGUGGUACUACAGCUUCCGAAACACGAAGAAUAAGGUCUUCCACCUCUUCCUAGUCUACGUUCUUCACCUUUUACCAGCUCUUGUGAUCGACACGGCGACGAUAUGCGUUGGAAAAGAGCCACGAUUACUCAAGAUCUACAAGAAAAUUCACAAAUUCAUGACGGUACUAAACUAUUUCACAACCCACGAAUGGAAGUUCUCAACGCAGAUGGUUAACAAGAUGUACGGCAAGCUUGAACCAGAAGAUAGAGAGAUCUUCUGCUUUGACAUAAAGAGUAUCGUUUGGGACACGUAUUUCCAAACGUACAUGAAAGGCAUCCGGAUAUACCUCAUCAAGGACCCCCUCGACACACUCCGACAAGCAAGAAUCAGAUGGCAAAGAAUGUAUUGGCUUCAUCAAGGUUUCAAGCUGUUACUUGCCUAUGUGUUUCUAAGAGUGUCGUGGCUCACAGUGUCUACGGUUCUUUCCGUUGUCGCUUAGUGGAAUAUUCAAGUAAACCAAAU